AAAAAAAGAACAGUUUUAAUUAUCGCGGCGAAUGGGGUGAUCAUCAUCAAACGCAGAACUUCCCUUCACUUUUCGGCUUGUUGUGUUCGAAGGCAGAUAGUGGACGUUGGCCAUUAACGCCCAAAUUUUAUUGCUACACACAAAAAAAAUCGUCUGACACUCUUUUUAUUACGUUGAAGCGGAUUGUGAGUUCAACCAUUCCAUCGGUAGAGCGAAUCAUUUGUCGAUACGAGAUGAUGAAUGUGUUGUGUUAUUCUGUUAAAACAAAACCAUAUCUCGCUGGCACCAUCGUAAGAGGAAUCUCUACCAGCAGUAUUUUAAACGAAAAUCACAAAUGCAAAUUGUUAGUGGUUGGUGGUGGAGCGGGAGGAUGCUCUGUUGCGGCUAAAGCAUCUAACAAAUUGGGCAAAGGAAAAGUAAUCGUACUGGAGCCGGCUGAUAAUCAUUAUUAUCAACCGAUGUUUACCCUGAUCGGAGGAGGAAUAAAAAAGCUGGAGGAUAGUUUUCGGCCCAUGAAAAGUGUUUUACCCGCACUAGCCACCUGGAUCAAGGAUUCGGCCGCAAAAUUCGAACCCGAAAGCAACACCGUCCACACCAGCAGUGGGGACAAGAUCGAGUACGAAUAUCUGCUCGUUGCCGUCGGGUUGCAGCUCAACUAUGGCCAAAUUCCUGGACUGCAGGAAGCACUUUCGAUCCCGAAUGGGAAAGUAUGUUCAAACUAUUCUCCAAAAUACGUCGACCGCACCUACCAAGCGUUGCGCAACUUCACCAGUGGCAAUGCGGUUUUCACCUUCCCGAACAGCCCCGUCAAGUGUCCCGGAGCUCCGCAGAAAAUACUCUACAUUGCUGAGCACUUUUUCCGCAAGUCCAACAAGCGCAAAAACGCCCAGUUGCAUUACAACACCGCCCUGCCGGUGCUGUUCGGCGUGAAGCAUUACGCCGAUGCGCUAUGGCAAAUAGUGAAGAAGCGGGACAUUAAUGUGAAUCUGCGCACGAAUUUAGUCGAAGUAAGGCCGGCCACCGAUGAGGCUGUGUUCGAAAACCUAGACAAGCCUGGAGAAAAAUUUACCGUUAAGUACGAGCUCCUGCACGUCACACCGCCUAUGGGUGCGCCAGACGUACUGAAAGCUUGCAAAAGCCUCGUUAAUGAAGUGGGCUUUGUGGACGUAAGCAAGGAUACGCUUCAGCAUCAGAAAUUCAGCAACGUCUUUGCCAUAGGCGACUGUUCAUCCUCACCGAAUUCUAAAACAGCCGCCUCCGUGGCUGCCCAGUCACAAGUGGUGUACAAAAAUUUGAUGGCAGCGAUGGAAGGUAAAACGCCUAACAGGGUUUUCGAUGGAUACGCGUCCUGCCCCUUGGUCACGGGAUACAACACGUGCGUGCUAGCCGAGUUUGACUAUUCCUUGACGCCCUUGGAAACGUUCCCACUGGAUCAGCGCAAGGAGCGUUGGUCGAUGUACCUCAUGAAGAAGGACAUUAUGCCACCGCUUUACUGGCAUUUGCUGCUGAACGGUCUGUGGAAUGGGCCAGGUUUGAUGCGCAAAUUAAUGCACUUCCGUCUGUGAAAGCAAACGUGUCAGUGACUGUUGAAUGUAGGAUUCUUUCAGUUUUAUAUCUGGCUUUCUAUACUCAAUAUGUUUAUUGAUGAAAUGUGCAAUACGCAAUACGAACCCAACUGAUUCAAAUUCAAAUGUUUCUUUUGCAACUUGUUCUAAUCCGGUCCGUAAAUUCAAUUGAUGUGAACGUUAACUAUGGUUUUCGUUAUACGGUCGCACUAAAUAAAUAAUGGUUUUUAUUGUGUAUGAUACAGGAAGUAUCACAACCUCAAAA
Molecule: messenger RNA, 1830 nt
Organism: Anopheles stephensi (Asian malaria mosquito)
Lineage: Eukaryota; Metazoa; Arthropoda; Insecta; Diptera; Culicidae
Gene: Sqor
Product: sulfide:quinone oxidoreductase, mitochondrial
Exons: 6
Coding region: 234-1565 (443 amino acids)
Cellular component (GO): mitochondrion
Molecular function (GO): sulfide:quinone oxidoreductase activity; FAD binding
Source: RefSeq, a predicted model, not a curated record